Messenger RNA from Pocillopora verrucosa, 801 nucleotides. NCBI's taxonomy places the organism in Eukaryota, Metazoa, Cnidaria, Anthozoa, Scleractinia, Pocilloporidae. The record is from RefSeq and is a predicted model, not a curated record.
AUGUGCCCUCCUAAGUUCUGCCACAAGUGUUACAAGCUUGCUUUAAGAGGAGGCACACGCCUUGCAAUCAAUGUGUGGCCUCCACACAAACGCACUGGAAACUGUAAGAUCUGCAGUUUCUUUAAGGAUCAACAGAAACCUGCUUCCAACCUGACCCAGCCUCACUCUCAUUCUCUGAGGAGGAAUGGAAGGCUGACAUGGAACAAUGCAAUCCCAGAAAAUAAAGUGCACAUAAAACUUGGAGGAGAUGCUGGUGGUGGGUCAUUUAAAAUGGCCUUCCAGAUUGCUAACCUGAGGCUUCCAAAUUCUAAAACCAACACAGUGGUCUUUGCCAUGUUCCAUGCAAAAGAUAGUUGGGCUAAUUUAAAGACAGCCUCAAUGAAAUAUAAAGAACAAGUAAACACCUUGAAAGAAGCAACCUGGGGAGGUAAAAAGAAAGUGGUUUUCCUGUUUGGUGACUAUGAGUUCCUAUGCAAGCUAUUUGGAAUAGCUGGUGCCUCAGGCAAAUAUCCAUGUCUUUGGUGCAAGAUAAAUCAUGAAGUAAUGCAAGUCUCUUGCCAUAAACAUGGGCAUGCUGAAAAACGAAGUCUUGAAAACAUUCAAGAGGAUUAUGAUAAGUUUGUAGCAGAUGGCUCUGUUACAAGUCGACAGAAGUUUUAUCACAAUGUGAUUCACGAGAAACUGCUGGAAAUUCAAUUGGACAAAGUUUGUGUUCCUGGACUUCACAUUAGCUUGGGUGUGUUUAAGAAACUGUUUGACGAACUAGAGAACCAGUGCUUUGAGCUGGACAAAAUAUUUUAA